GAGAGAGAGUUCAGAAAGAAGACGAAGAAACAAGAAGAGAUAACUUCAAUUCAGUGAGUUGCUGUUUAGUUUUUGUAUUGCUGCUGCAUUGUGAGUGUUGAAAGAAGUGAGUCAUGGGUGAGUCAAGUGACUCAGUUUCGGUGGAUAUUGACAUGCUAUCUUUUGGUGGGAAGGAGCAUGUGGUGAAAACAAGCAGAGGUUCAAUCUCUGUGUAUGUUUGUGGUGAUCAAGAGAAGCCUGCUUUGAUAACUUACCCUGAUGUUGCUCUUAAUUCUAUGACUUGUUUCCAAGGUCUCUUAUUUAGCCCUGAUGCAGCUUCCUUGUUGCUCCAUAACUUCUGCAUAUACCACAUUGAUGCCCCAGGGCAUGAGUUGGGAGCUGAUGUCAUUUCUUCUGAUGUUCCAUUACUUAGUGUUGAUGACUUAGCAGACCAGGUUGCUGAAGUGCUUGAUUUCUUCGGGCUGAAACAGGUUCUGUGCUUAGGCGUAAUGGCUGGUGCUUACAUCCUGACACUUUUUACUAUGAGAUAUCAAGAACGGGUGCUUGGGCUAAUUCUUGUUUCCCCUAUUUGCAAGGCACCUUCAUGGACUGAAUGGUUUUACAAUAAGGUGUUAAUGAACUUGUUAUACUUCUACGGAAUGUGUGGAAUAUUGAAGGAAUGCCUUCUCCAGCGUUACUUCAGUAAGGAAAUUAGGUGCAGUGUGCAGGGUGCAGAAGCAGACAUCAUUCAAGCUUGUAGAAGGUUGCUGGAUGAAAGAAAAAGUUUGAAUGUAAUGCGCUUUCUUCAAGCAAUCAAUGAGAGGUAUGACCUUACAGAGGGCUUGGAGAAUUUGCAGUGCAGGACACUUAUUUUUGUGGGGGAAAGUAGUCAAUUUCGUGAUGAAUCGGUAUACAUGAGUACCAAAAUGGGCAAGAAAACUUGUGCUCUUGUUGAGGUUGAAGCUUGUGGUUCAUUAGUCACAGAAGAGCACCCUUAUGCCAUGAUAAUUCCGAUAGAGUUUUUUCUAAUGGGGUUUGGGUACCACAGACAACCGUAUUUUGCUUCCUCAUCAAGUAUUGGCUCCAACCCUACCAGUCCUUCAAGUCGCUGCUGUAUAGCACCAGAACUUCUCUCCCCUGAGAGUCUGGGUAUCAAGCUCAAACCAAUCAAAACCCGUGUGGACAUUGAUGUCAAAGUAUGAUUUACUCGCAAGUCUCCAAUUUAAUAAUUCAGAUGAGCAGUAUGCUGGCUUUACAAAUGUGUAUGGUUAACAUGAUAUAACUGUCUUGCAUCUACAAGGUAGGAUACUCGUAUUCUUUGAUUUUAUUGGUAGGAGAAUUUUAUGGUUAGGGAUGAAUUCAUUUUACGGUUUCCUUGAUUAUUUUGUAGUGUAGAUAAAAUAGAUAUUUAUAGAUACAGGAUACCGAGAUGGUAGGAGUCAUAUUUAUUACAGGAGGAUCAGUUUCUAGCAUUUGACAUGUUCUGUAGUACUUUAUGUAACUUCUCUCGCAAGUAAUUGUUCGAAU
This is a messenger RNA of Populus euphratica (Euphrates poplar), 1506 nucleotides long. Its product is annotated as pollen-specific protein SF21-like. The record is from RefSeq and is a predicted model, not a curated record. The transcript is spliced from 11 exons. Bases 114 to 1181 code for a protein of 355 amino acids. NCBI's taxonomy places the organism in Eukaryota, Viridiplantae, Streptophyta, Magnoliopsida, Malpighiales, Salicaceae.